GUCCCUAUAAACGGUCAUGUUGACCUGAAGACCAGUCUGACCCCUCCUCUGAUCACCCACACUGUUGCCACCCCCAUGCCCGUUCCCAAGCUGCCUGCCGUGGGUGACCCUGCUAUGGGCUACGAGUCCCGACGAGGCAGUAACAUCUCCAUGGACCUAGCCUGCUAUGACAAGUCUCCGGUUAGUGUAUUCUGCUAGUACACUAGUACAUCAUCAAUCAACUGGAUCCUCCCAGGAAGCCAUGAAUUAGGCUCUGUGCCUCCUCUCUGAACAACUAAGAGUGGAGAUAUUCAGUCUAACCUGUCUGGAUGAUGUUCAAGUUACAUUUAUGAUGAUUCAUGAUGAUUAAUAUGACCUGUCAUCAUCUUAACUCUCUGAGUACUUACUGAUGUCAGUUAUACCGAUGUCAGUUAUGACCGAUGUCAGUUAUGACCGAUGCCAGUUAUGACCGAUGCCAGUUCUGACUGAUGCCAGUUAUGACUGUUGCCAGUUAUGACUGAUGCCAGUUAUGACUGAUGCCAGUUAUGACUGAUGCCAGUUUUGACUGAUGCAAGCUACAAUGAUAACAGCUAUAGUAAUGACCACUUAGCAUGAUUUAAUUAUAUUUAUUUUUCAUUUUUUAUUUUACCUUUAUUUAACUAGGCAAGUCAAUUAAGAACAAAAUCUUAUUUACAAUGACGGCUUACCAAGAGGCAAAAGGCCUCCUGCGGGGACGGGAGCUGGGAUAAAAAGUUAAGAAUGUAGGACAAAACACACAUCAUGACAAGAGAGAUACCACAACACUACUAAAGAGAGACCUAAGACAGCAACACAACAUGGCAUUGAGGAGAAUCUGAUGAAUAAGACGACCUGUAAUGAAAUGUAAUGUACUGUAGUUUUUUAUUUAGUUACUAAAGAUCUCUAAGGGUUAAAAUAGUUCCCCAAGGGUUACAAAAGUUCCCCAAAUGUUACAAUCCUUCCCUAAAAAGGGAAGCUUUUUUUUGUUGUUCAUACCUUCUCUCUUUCUCUCCACCCUCCAUCUUUUUCUCUCCAGACCAGUGCCCGUAGUAUCUCCCCUUACGCCCCGUGGAGCUCUGCCAGUGGCUGGACCAGCCGUAGAUCAAGCUGGAACAGCGUAGGCCGUGCCCCCUCGCUCAAACGAACAAAGCGUCAGUCUGGCGAACGGCGGUCGCUCCUCUCCGGAGAGGGUGGGUCCAGUUCGGAGGAUGAGGAGGGGGUAGGAGGGGGGACUUCGGAGGGAGAUGAUGAGUCCCUGUGUCGUACCGACUCCAUGUCCCAGUCCCAACACCGACACAGGAGGAUGGAGUCUGUGGAGACCAGGGGGUCCAUAGACCUGGCCCCCGACACAAUGCUACAGGUGAACACACACACACAUACACAAACACAUACACAAACACACACACACACACACACACACACACCAGGGGAUCUAUAGACCUGUCCCCCUAAACACUGACCUAAUUGUAUUGAUAGUCCAUUUUAUGCAGCUAUCACUGGAUAGAACAGCUUUCUUCAGUGUUUUAAAAUGCCUUCAAGUACCUAUACAUGACUGUGUUAACCAUGGUUGUAAAACUCUAGGUGCCCUUCCUGUAUCGCUCAACCAGUAUGCACAGCUCCAGACCCCCCUCGCUAGGAGGCCUGAGAGCCCCAGAACACAGUGACUGUAAUGGGAAAGGAACUCUGGCCCCUGGGGGGGCCCCGACACAGCUCUCCCUGGAGGACAACACAGAGGACGACGCGGCAGAGGAGGAGGUCAUGGGUCGUUUCGCCAGGCUGUUACGCUGGCUGGAGCGGAAACAGCCAGAGUGGUGUCGAAAGAGAGAUACCUGGUCCCUGUACAUGUUACCCCCAGACUCCAGGUGA
Messenger RNA from Coregonus sp. 'balchen', 1863 nucleotides. The record is from the annotation of a GenBank genome assembly. NCBI's taxonomy places the organism in Eukaryota, Metazoa, Chordata, Actinopteri, Salmoniformes, Salmonidae.